This is a messenger RNA of Crotalus tigris (Tiger rattlesnake), 2334 nucleotides long. Its product is annotated as protocadherin alpha-5-like. Gene Ontology annotation, biological process: homophilic cell-cell adhesion. Bases 236 to 2185 code for a protein of 649 amino acids. The record is from RefSeq and is a predicted model, not a curated record. Gene Ontology annotation, cellular component: plasma membrane. Gene Ontology annotation, molecular function: calcium ion binding. Lineage: Eukaryota; Metazoa; Chordata; Lepidosauria; Squamata; Viperidae. The transcript is spliced from 2 exons.
AAAGCCUCUAAGUGAAACUGAAAAUGCAGAGCCCCUCCCUUAAAGGGACCGACAUUCCUGCCGGCCAGAUCCACAAGGGAAAUAUCGAACAACAGAGAAAUCUCAACAAGCCAAGAUCCAACCUAUGAAAGCUUGCCAGUAUGGCUGGGCUACGUGGGCUCCGCUCCUGACCCCUUGAAGGCAAGGUAUUUAGAGAAAAAGAGAAGAGCUUGCGGGUGCUGUGCCUGUGUCUGCGAUGCUUACCUGGCCGACGGGGCUGCUGCAGCUGCUUCUGCUCCAGACCGCCUGGAAAAUGGGGAGCGGCCAGCUCCAUUAUUCUGUGCUGGAGGAAUCCCAGCACGGCACCUUUGUGGGCCGCAUCGCCCAGGAUCUGGGGUUGGAGGUGAGCGAGCUGGUGCCUCGGAUGUUCCGGAUGCUGUCCAAAGGAGAGAAGGACUAUUUUGAGGUAAACCUGCAGAAUGGGAUCUUGUUUGUAAAUUCCCGGAUAGACAGGGAGGAGCUGUGUGCCAAGACUGCAGACUGUGUCCUUCAUCUGGAGGUGAUUGUGGAGAAACCUCUGAGGUUCUUCCAUGUGGAGGUGGAAGUCAAAGACAUGAAUGACAAUGCUCCCGUCUUCUCUGCCAGAGAACAGAUCCUGAGCAUAGCAGAACUCAUAACCUCUGGCACCCAGUUCCUAUUAGAAGGAGCAUCUGAUGCAGAUAUUGGUACCAAUGCGCUGUUAACCUACAAGCUCAGCAUGAAUAACCAUUUUGUUCUUGAUUCAGGAAGUGAUGAAGAUGAGAGCAACUCUGUACUACUUGAACUGAAGAUUCCACUUGACAGGGAGGAGAGCCCUGUGCAUCAUUUAGUACUGACAGCCACUGAUGGGGGUGAACCAAAACUCACAGGAACUGUUCAGCUGGUCAUCAAUGUGCUGGAUGGAAAUGAUAACCCUCCUACAUUUGAUCAAUCGCUUUACAGGAUAAAAUUGCUAGAAAAUACAGCUAGUGGAUCAUUAGUUAUUAUUCUGAAUGCUACAGACUUAGAUGAAGGGAUUAAUAGUGAAAUUUGUUAUUUUUUCAGUAAUAAAGUACCUCUACAUUUUAAAAAUACAUUUGAUAUUAAUUCUGAUACUGGGGAAAUCUCGGUGAUUGGAAAAUUGGAUUAUGAAGACACAAAUUUCUAUGAACUUCAUAUUGUUGCAGAAGAUAAAGGCAGUCCUCCAUUGUCCAAACAAUGUAAACUUCUCAUUGACAUAUUGGACAUAAAUGACAAUAUUCCUGAAGUAUCUGUCAAUUCCUUAUUUGUGCCAUUACCAGAAGAUUCCACACCAGGGACUGUAGUAGCCAUCAUCAGUGCUUUAGACAAGGAUCCUGGUACCAAUGGACAAGUAAGAUGUUUUUUAUGGCCCACUGGAGUACCCUUCAAACUCGAGUCCACAUUCAAGAACUACUACUCCCUGAUUGUUGGUGCAGUCUUAGAUCAAGAGCAGGUGGCUGAGUACAGGAUGGUUGUGACAGUGGAAGAUCAGGGUGUUCCACCCCUGUCUUCUAGCAUCAGCCUCUUAGUGCCUAUCAGUGACAUAAAUGAUAAUGCUCCAACUUUCUCACAGCCCUCCUACACAGUCUUUGUGAAGGAGAACAAUCCCCCUGGUGCUCACAUCUUCACAGUAUCUGCCUUGGACCCAGACGUAGCUGAGAAUGCCCUGAUCACCUAUUGGAUAGACGAGAAGCUGUGGCCAUUGUCAAGCUACAUCUCUGUACAUUCGGAGAGUGGAAAGCUCUAUGCUAUGCAAUCAUUGGACUAUGAGGAGUUGAAACUGCUGGAGUUUCAGGUGAGAGCCAAGGAUGCUGGAAUGCCCUCAUUGUGUGGCAAUGCAACUGUUCAGGUCUUUGUGCUGGAUGAGAACGACAAUGCACCUGCCAUAUCAGGAUCAUCAGAAGAGAACCUGAUUCUUCUAGUGGUCCCCAUGAUGCCUGGGCAUAUUGUAGGCAAGAUCCAUGCCUUGGAUGCGGAUUCUGGCUACAAUGCGUGGCUCAGGUACGAACUGGUUGAAGAAAGCAGUGGUUCAUGGUCUGUGGGCCAAUACAGUGGUGAGCCUCUUCUUGCUGGCCACUCUCAUCUACAUGGCCCUGCGAUGCCACUGCAAGGCAAAGGAAUCCAUGGUUUAUGGCCCUGGCAUGGCCACCCUGGUCUGUGCCAGUGAAGUGGGCAGCUGGUCCUAUUCCAAUCGCCACAGCCACAUCCUGGCAGGGGUGAGUGCAGAAGCUGGUGCCAAAAGCGACCUUAUGAUUUUCAGUCCCAACAUUCCCAUUUUUGCAAAUAAUGGGGAACUUAGGAAUGGGACAGAAUUGC